UUUAUGUACUCACCUACAGGUUAUCUAUAUGGGAGUCUGUGUGUAUACUCCUGCUUUUGCACUAAAUGCGGUUACUGGAUUUGAAUUAUGGGGAAUAAUUCUGGUCACUGGCUUAGUGUGCACAUUGUACACAACAUUGGGAGGCCUGAAGGCUGUCAUCUGGACAGAUGUCUUUCAGACUGUUGUGAUGUUUGCAGGGCAACUGGCUGUCAUCGUGGUGGGAGUGCAGCGGACUGGGGGAGUAGCCGAAGUUUGGAGGAAAGUCUGGGAGGGAAACCGCAUCUCAGGUCUUGACUUGAACCCAGAUCCUACAGAGAGACACACCUUCUGGACCCUGGCUGUUGGUGGGGUCUUUCUCAUGAUGUCCCUGUACGGAGUGAACCAGACUCAGGUCCAGAGAUAUCUCAGCUCACGCACAGAGAAAGACGCUGUCAGGUCUUGCUACGUGGCAUUUCCUGCCCUGCAGCUGGCUCUGGCUCUGAACUGUGUGACAGGGCUCAUCAUGUUUGCACGUUACUGCGGAGAAGAUCUCACCGACAAGCUGGGCACCUCUUCAAGUGAUACAAUGGUGAUAUACUUUGUGAUGGAUAUGCUGGAAGGCCUGCCUGGACUUCCUGGACUGUUUGUUGCAUGUUUGUUCAGUGCAGCUCUCAGCUCCGUCUCCUCUGCUUUUAACUCUUUGGCCACUGUGACAAUGGAGGACCUUAUCAAACCACAUUUCCCAGCCAUGGCAGAAGCAAGAGCAACCCUCCUGUCUAAAGCCUUAGCUAUGUCCUAUGGGCUGCUGUGUCUGGCCAUGGCCUAUCUCACUCACCUAAUGGGGGAUUCAGUUCUACAGGUGGCUUUGAAAAUCUUUGGGGUGGUUGGCGGUCCUAUUCUUGGUCUGUUCUGUCUCGGGAUGUUCUUCCCCUGGGCCAACUCCACUGGAGCAGUGGGGGGUCUAGUGGUGGGUCUGUCUAUGUCUUUGUGGGUCGGUAUCGGGAGCGUCAUCACUCGUGGCUCCGGCGCCAGGCCACAGCCGCCCAAUUGUAUAGUCAUCCUGCCUUCAGUAAACAUUACUAAUGCCAUUCAGACUGUUCUGAGCAAUGUAACAGUGAGCCAACCCACUGGACUUAAGAGAUUUUACUCCUUGUCGUACAUGUGGUACAGUGGAUUUUCCUGCCUCAUAGUCAUUCUAAUAGGUCUGAUCAUCAGCUUUCUCACAGGCCCUAUGAAAGAAGAGGAUGUGACACCAGGCACCAUCUAUCCAUUGUUAGGGAAACUGCUUUGUUUUCUACCUGAACGCCUGAAAAAGAAGCUCUGCUGCGUGACUCCCCUGGGACAAACGCGCUCAUCACAACAGAGGCAGCCUCCACAGCACAAAGAUGGUAAUGGACUGGCCAUCCAACUGGAGGACAAACCACCACAAGAAGAGACAGAGAGCUUUCUUCCUGAUGCUGGCACACCUUUUUCAGAAUAUGAAACAUGUGUGUGAUAUCACACUCUCCCAUGUCAGGUUGGAAAAUGGUUAAAACAUCUUUAUUCAAAACAAAAAAUAAAAACAUAUUUUCAGUUCCCAGA
Molecule: messenger RNA, 1560 nt
Organism: Monopterus albus (swamp eel)
Lineage: Eukaryota; Metazoa; Chordata; Actinopteri; Synbranchiformes; Synbranchidae
Product: sodium-dependent multivitamin transporter-like
Biological process (GO): sodium ion transport; transmembrane transport
Cellular component (GO): membrane
Molecular function (GO): symporter activity
Source: RefSeq, a predicted model, not a curated record